GGCAGAGGGCCGCACCGACCAGACGGUGACCCGGCUCGUUCCAGUUCGCCCAGCUGCGCCCGAAGCCCCAGCCGGUCAUCAUGGAGAGCGAGUUCAAGGCGCCGCCGAAGGUGCCCACCCUGCAGGCGCUGAUCGAAGAGCUGCACCGCGUGUUCGCCCGCGAUCGGGUCAACGUCGAUUACGUGCACCGUCUCAUCGAGGGCUACGUGUCCAGCUACGACGACUGGAAGCAGUACGCCAAGUUCGACAAGUUCAAGUACACGCGCAACCUGGUGGACGCUGGGAAUGGACGGUUCGACAUCAUGCUGCUCUGCUGGCCCGAGAGUAUCGCCUCCACCAUACACGACCAUCAGGACUCGCACUGCUUCAUGAAGAUCCUGCAGGGAGAGCUGCAGGAGGUGCGCUACUCCUGGCCUGACGACAGCACGCCAGACGAAGGCAUGAAGGAGCUGGGAAGAAAGCGGCUUCCCCUCAAUGGCGUCUGCUACAUCAACGACUCGCUGGGGCUGCACCGCGUGGAGAACCCCAGCCACUCCGAGCGCGCCGUCAGCCUGCACGUGUACGUGCCGCCAUUCCACACGUGCCAGGCGUUCGACGAGCGCACGGGCCGCCGCCAGCAGUGCCGCGUCACGUUCUGGAGCAAGUACGGCAAGAGGAUCACGUACCAGCCAAGCAUGGACGCCGCCCUACCGCCUCCUCCGCACACCAUCCAGUACGAGAAGCCGGACAAGCCGCAGCCAAAAUCCAGACCACCGCUGGUGCGAGCGCAUGCGUCCAUCCAGGAGUAACACGCACUGAUCGAGCGGGUCGGCUCCGGUCAUGGCACUGUACAGAGCGUGUUUCGACCCAGCGGGUCAACGCUGCACACGGACGCGGUGCAAGAAGCAUGCACCGACUGGGCUGGGAUCAAAAUGUCAUCGUACCUAGCGUUCACGGAAGUGUCCACGAAAAACAUGCUGAAGCUCUCAAACCAGCUCUUGACAUGAAGCCUGGUGUAAUUCGGGAACUCAUUUCUCAAAGAAAAAAGCUUGUUAAGCGAUACAAAGCUGUUUCAGAGCCUUCGCAUUGCCCUUGUCGGGUAUGGCACACGCAUGCCAUGUUUUAUUUAUGGACAGCAAAUUGCUAUAUUUUUGAUAAUUGAUCUAGACAAUACACGGCAUGAAUUGAGCCAACGCUGUGCGUCUGUACAUAGCUGGUGUGUCAGCAGGCUGAAUACAGAUUCGUUUCUCUGCAGACCCGCAUCUAGACUCACGGCCAAGGCACUGUGUGAUGUCGGGCGGCGGGGCUCAGGAUCAUUUUGAUGCAUGUUUGGCAGUAAUAGCCCACCCCAACUUUGGGUUUAUUACUUGCAGCGGUCAGAGGUGAUGCACCAGUCAUGUCACCGCAGCACUGUAAGUAGGAAGCAUUUGAUGAGUCGGGCAUUUAAUAUUAAGCGCAUGUAGAAACGCUCACGUGUUUCAUGACGACGUGGGUGAUGACAGUUAUCCGCCCAGCUGUGCUUAUUUUAACUCCCGACAGCUCACCAACAGCCACGACAGCACGAGGUCUCACGUGCUCAACAGUCGGUAUGACCACAUGCCUCAUGUUCCAAAAUUUGAGGUGAUCAGGGAUGCAGCCAGGUUUGAAUUUAAUGAGUACGUGGUGACGCAUGGGCCGGCAUUGGCUCAUUGAUAGCUAACCCUCCUUUUUAUUUCAGUGUAUUCUACUUCAACGUUGAAUAAGAUUCGAAAUUGUCACGAACUUUGUCAUAUUCAUACCGCUUGUAGUCAUAUUUCGCUUCAUUUUAGACAACCAGAAGGGGAAUAAACGCAACGCAUAGAGCCAGAAAAUAAACCGUUCUGAACAGCACAACGCGAGAUUGAGUUACUCGCCCGCCGUGCACAGCUUUGGGCACCACAUCCCUGCCGGUGUUUGUCUGACUGAUUAUGUGGCAGCUGUACGGCCAUACUUACGUAACGCAAGACAAAAGUAUUUAAACGGUGCUGCCCGAAGGAUUCCGGAUAUGUUUGCUAACCCGGAAUAUCGGUGCAAAACCUCUUUUACGGCGGCAAGAUUAGGCAUUGGGUAACGCGUGAAUGACACGCUGUCCGGACUAUUGUGGUGGGUACCAACGUCCUUGAUGUGACCUGACGUAGCGAGUUAUGUUACCUUAUGAAAGCAAGCAUUGCUUCUUAAAUCAUAGCUUACACAGCUCGUCCUGUGUAGAUACACGGCGGCGGAUCUUAUUUCGUGGUAGAGAAAAAGCCGCCGCAUCGCAGCACGUGCGGCCUAAUCGGCUGUUCGCGAUCGUUCCGCAGCUGGUGACAUGUGCAUGACGUCAUUCAGGGCCUGCUGCCGGCUGGCCUGGGACCGGGGGACCAUUGCCAGACUCCGACGAAGUGAGCCGCCUGCUGUUUACUUGAAAACGCCUGCUCCGCGCUUUUGUUUAUAUGUCGAGAGCUGAACUGGGGCCUGUGGCGCAUUUCUCUGCUGUGCGCCACCGUGAGCUGGUGCAGCUGCGAUGUGUCGCUGGGUGGCGGCAGCAGUCUGGUUUGUGCUUGACGUGCGUUGCAGGCCACUUUGGGUACAUACGUGCAAUAUAUGUUUAGGCUGUG
Molecule: messenger RNA, 2594 nt
Organism: Pollicipes pollicipes
Lineage: Eukaryota; Metazoa; Arthropoda; Thecostraca; Pollicipedomorpha; Pollicipedidae
Product: cysteine dioxygenase type 1
Exons: 5
Coding region: 81-788 (235 amino acids)
Biological process (GO): L-cysteine catabolic process
Molecular function (GO): cysteine dioxygenase activity; ferrous iron binding
Source: RefSeq, a predicted model, not a curated record